Messenger RNA from Aspergillus versicolor CBS 583.65, 2292 nucleotides. RefSeq lists its product as uncharacterized. Gene Ontology annotation, biological process: metal ion transport; transmembrane transport. The record is from RefSeq and is a predicted model, not a curated record. The transcript has 10 exons. Bases 1 to 2292 code for a protein of 763 amino acids. Gene Ontology annotation, molecular function: metal ion transmembrane transporter activity; protein binding. Gene Ontology annotation, cellular component: membrane. NCBI's taxonomy places the organism in Eukaryota, Fungi, Ascomycota, Eurotiomycetes, Eurotiales, Aspergillaceae.
AUGAGCUCAACGUCGAGCAGAAAUUCGACUAACACCCAAGAGACAAUAUUUUUGCUUGCGCCUAGUUUCGAUCAUGGGUGCGCAAGAGACGCUAUGCCAGGCGCCAGAGGCCAAAAUCCAUGCCUCGCAGUCGACCCUUACGCCAUGACAGAGUUUGAAAGCACUUUGACGGCACAGGGUACUGAAGGGUGCCGUCGAUUCCUGGACAGUGGGAUAUCUAAAUAUGAACACCCAGAACUAUGCGUGUCAAGGGCAUUGAUUAUUGCCCUAGGACAAGGUCAUUCGUCGAUUGCUGAAAUACUCCUAGAGAGAAGUACCCCCGAAGGUGAACUGAUGGCGUAUGAAAUGUGGGGGGUUACACCACUGCACAUAGCAGUUGCAUUGGACGAUGAAGCUAUGGUGGAAUUGCUUCUUAUGUCCAAUGCCAGUCCACAAAGACAACUUCGUGACGAUUUGGUUCUGGUCAUCUUCAUGCUUGAAGCCCUUGGUGAACGCAGCGGAGUCUUUCGCCAGCUGUAUUAUCAAUAUAUGCGUCUUCCAAUUUCAACACCCCUUGGAACUGCUGUUGAAAAUGGCAAUCGGUCUCUGGUCGAUGCACUAAGAAGACGAGAUAAGAACACCUAUUUGCUUCACGCCUUGGUUUGGUGUGAGCGGGACACCUGGUUGAGGGAGCUACUGCCUGACUAUUUGGACAACGUCAAUCAGCCAGAUGAGACUGGAUCAACACCCCUGCACUUUGCUGUUAUGGUGAAGUCUGCACCUUGUAUUGACAUGUUGCUAUCUGCUCAUGCCGAUGGGACCUUAUUGAACCUAGACGGGCUCAGUCCGGCCCAUAUGGCUAUUGAAAAGCAGCUGGACAUUGGUAUAUGUGAGCGCUUGAUGGAAUCAAUAGAUGACGCGAACAUGGCUAAACUGUCUCGAAACUUUUUAACAUCUGUUCUCAACCACGCUUCACCAUCACGAGCGCUAGUUAGAGCACUCCUGAAUCGAGGUGCAUCGAUCGAUGGGAUUCCCGCCAGAGACUGGUGGAAGGCCCUCGGUCCCCCUGAAAGGGAUAAUGAUUCCCAUAUUCACAUAAGCCGAAGCAUGAACCAGACAUAUUCUAUUCAUCGAUGCUACAAUGUGAAUUUCAAUGUGCUUGAUUUGCCUGCAUACUUUUGCGACGCACACAGCGAAAUCAAUAUGCUGCUCCUUCCUAAGAGCUGUAUCGACCCUUCCUUUCGCUCUAGACUGGAUCCGUCGCAUGCGAUGGGUCCGUUGAGUUUCCGUGUUUUCAACCACGACAGAUGGGAGCGAAAGGCCAUCCUACCGCAGUUGACGCAUCUCACAAGACUGCCCCAAAAUAAAUUCUUUAUCACAUUUUCCAUCUCCAUUAAGUGUCCAGAGGGGUUGCAAGACAAGCCAUUAGCAAAUGCACAGGACAUUCCACCCGAAGGCCAAUUUAUUGGCUGGGUGUUGACAAGGGCAGAAAGCAAAGGGAGCGAGGACCGUUGGCAGGACGCUAAACCCUAUGAUUCCAGACUACGAGUUGUUACAUACUUCUCGACUCUGGAUUGCGGAUGGAUCCCCGAGUCACCCGCGGAGCUAUGCCUUAAUCUUUUGGUUGAGAUGAAUUCUGACUGGCACUUGGUUUACGAACAGUCUUUGCAGUACUUGAACCGGAUGCGCAUCAAAGUCUUGCAGCAAGAAGGCAGAAACAAGAGAAUAAUCCGGGAGCUCCUCCGUGCUAGUCUUGACUGCUCUCGCUUGGUUAGUGCACUCCAAUUGCAGGUCCAUCGCAUAACGAGCCAGGUCGAGGUAUAUCGGACCCAUGAUUAUCUACGCGAUAGCCUACACGAUGAUUCAGCCCUUGGAAACGUGUCGACAUCCACAGAGCAGCUGGAAAAGGACGUGAAAAUGAAGAUUUCGGAACUCAGUCAACUGACUCAGGAUCUUAUCACUUUGGAAUUCAGCCUAGUGUCCAUCCACGAGGCACAGCUGUCUACGAGCAUGUCCGUUAGCAUGAAGCGGCUGAGCUGGAUUACUUUUAUAUACCUUCCUCUCACGUUCGCAGCCAGUGUUUUCGGCGCCAAUAUCAACGUCCUCGCGGACAAUCCAGGAUGGUGGUGGAUGGCCAUCUUAGCGGGUGCCUUGAUGUUUAUGACCUUCUCCGGGUGGGUCCUAUUCAAAUACACCGAGCUCGAAAAUCAUCUGGAAACGGCUGGAGACGGCAUAUAUUCCACAAUUGCCAACCGGUUCGGCGGGAGGAAUAGGACCGACAGAGAGCAAGGCAUAAAGGAUGCGUUAGAAUAG